UACAGCUACAAUGGCCCCGCAAGAGAAAGUCCUCCUCGCCUACUCGGGUGGCCUCGACACCAGCUGUAUCCUCGCUUGGUUGCUCGAGCAGGGCCAUGAGGUCGUCUGCUUCCUCGCCGACGUCGGCCAGGCAGAGGAUUUCAAGGAGGCUGAGCGCAAGGCCCUCGCCGUCGGUGCGAAGAAGCUGGUCGUCGAGGACCUGAAGAAGGAAUUUGUUGAGGAUCUCUGCUUCAAGGCCAUCCAGUGCAACGCUAUCUGGGAAGAUAGAUACCUCCUCGGUGCCCGUCCAGUCAUCGCCAGAGCUAUGAUGCGCGUUGCCCAACAAGAAGGAUGCACAGCCGUCAGCCAUGGAUGCACUGGCAAAGGAAACGACCAAGUCCGCUUCGAACUCGCCUUCUACGCCAUCCAGCCAAGCAUCAACGUCAUUGCCCCAUGGAGGAUGCCCGAAUUCUACAACCGUUUCGCUGGCCGCAACGAUCUCAUUGAAUACGCCCAGAAGUUCAACAUCCCCGUCACUUCCACCAAGGCUAAGCCAUGGUCCAUGGAUGAGAAUCUUGCUCACUGCUCCUACGAAGCUGGUAUCCUCGAGGAUGCUGACCACACUCCACCAGAUGACAUGUGGAAGCUGACCAACGAUCCUCGAACUGCCCCCGAUACACCAGCUGACCUCAACAUUAUCUUCGAGAAAGGUCUCCCAGUUGCCCUCAUUGACCCCAAGAGCGGUAACAAAACUACUGGCUCUCUCGCCAUCUUCUCUGCUCUUAACGAAAUUGGACGUAUCCAUGCGCGGUUGCUAGUCCCCUACUACCCCUGUACCGACACUAAUAUAACCUCCAGUGACUCACCCGCUAUGACUAUCCUCCGCCUCGCCCAUCUUGACCUUGAGGGCCUUGUCCUUGACCGUGAAGUUCGCCUCCUCCGUGACCAAUUUGUCACCAUCACCUGGUCCCGCAUCCUCUACAAUGGUCUCUACUUCUCCCCAGAGCGCAAGUUCAUCGAACAAUCCAUCACCGCCAGUCAAGACGACGUCAACGGUCAGGUCCGUAUCCGAUGCUUCAAGGGCACCGUCUCCGUUCUCGGCCGUAGCUCCGAGACCAGCAAGCUGUACGACCCUGAGCUGAGCAGCAUGGACUCCAUCGACGACUUCGCUCCCACCGACACCACCGGUUUCAUCGCUACCCAAGCCAUUAGACUCAAGGCCUACGGUAAGGCCGAGAAGGCCGCUGGUGUCGACCUUACCAAGGCGUAGAUUU
This is a messenger RNA of Microsporum canis CBS 113480, 1253 nucleotides long. RefSeq names its product argininosuccinate synthetase. Lineage: Eukaryota; Fungi; Ascomycota; Eurotiomycetes; Onygenales; Arthrodermataceae. Gene Ontology annotation, cellular component: cytoplasm. The record is from RefSeq and is a predicted model, not a curated record. Gene Ontology annotation, biological process: L-arginine biosynthetic process; urea cycle. The transcript has 9 exons. The coding region runs from base 11 to 1249 and encodes 412 amino acids. Gene Ontology annotation, molecular function: argininosuccinate synthase activity; ATP binding.